Molecule: messenger RNA, 2664 nt
Organism: Plasmodium malariae
Lineage: Eukaryota; Apicomplexa; Aconoidasida; Haemosporida; Plasmodiidae
Product: AP-4 complex subunit beta, putative
Exons: 4
Coding region: 1-2664 (887 amino acids)
Biological process (GO): vesicle-mediated transport; intracellular protein transport
Cellular component (GO): membrane coat; clathrin adaptor complex
Molecular function (GO): clathrin binding
Source: RefSeq, a predicted model, not a curated record
AUGUCUUCUGGUCAAAGCGAGAUAAACAAGCUAAAAGAUAUUUUAAGAAAACUGCCACAAGAAAAAAAUGACGAAAAAAAGAGAGAGAUCUUAAAGAAAGUAAUAGCAUAUAUGACAUUAGGUGUAGAUGUAUCUAAGUUAUUUCCCGAUAUUAUAAUGAUGUCUAGCACAAAUGAUAUAAUACAAAAAAAAAUGAUUUAUUUAUAUUUAAACAAUUAUGCAGAAACCAAUUCCGAAUUGUCCAUUCUCACAAUAAACACUUUACAAAAGGACAGCAAAGAUGAAGAUCCCAUAAUAAGAGGUUUAGCUCUUCGUAGUUUUUGUAAUUUAAGAAUUAAUAAUUUAUAUGAAUACAUAGAAGGCCCCUUAUUUAAUGGAUUAAAUGAUAAGAAUUCAUAUGUUAGGCGAAUCGCAAUUAUUAGUUGUGUAAAAUUAAUCAAAAUGAAUCCUCAGUUAUCUAUAAAAAAUGAUAUUAUAAAAAUUUUGAAAAAUAAGUUAUUAGAUAAAGAUUCUCAGUGUAUAAUAAAUGCUGUGCAUGCAUUAAAUGAAAUAUUAAUAGAUGAAGGAGGAUUGAAAGUAAAUAAAGAAAUAAUUUUUAAUAUGUUAAAUAAAAUAUCAACUUUUAACGAAUGGGGGAAAUGUGUAGUAUUAAAUAUUGUUAGUACAUAUAUUCCAGAUAAUGAAGAUGAAAUGUAUGAUAUUAUGAAUAUUUUAGAAAAUCAUAUAAGAGAUUUUUCAUCCGCCGUUUUUUUAGCUUGUUUAAAAUGUUUUCUAAAUUUUUCUGCGAAUGAUCCAAAUUUACAAAUUAAAAUUUUUCAAAGAAUGAAAGAUCCUUUACUUACGUUAAUUUCCACUUCCUCUUACGAAAUUUCCUAUAUCGUCCUGUUACAUACACAUUUGUUAUUGCAUGAAGCAAAUAAAUUGAACUACGGAAUUUUUGAUUAUGAUUAUAAGCAUUUCUUUUUUCGAUACAAUGAUCUCACGUAUAUUAAAGAUAUUAAAUUGGAUAUUCUCGUCUCCGUUGCAGCAAAGAACAAUGUAUUUUUGAUAAUCAACGAACUGAGUGAGUAUAUCUCAGAUGGAAAUGUGAGCAUCGCUCAGAAGGCUAUUUCUUCCAUUGGUUCAAUAGCGUUAAAAAUACCCAAGGCCAUUUCAAAGAUAGUAGAGUUAGCUUUAUCGACAUUUUUACCCAUGAAUUACUCUCACAUAUGCAGUGCUACCAUAAAAAUGCUAGCUAACAUAUUAAGAAAAUAUGAAGAGUAUACAAAAGUAAUUAUUGAAGAAAUUAUAAAACUUGAUAAUAGAUUAAUUGAUAAUGAAGGGAUAAUUUCUUAUUUUUGGAUUAUUGGAGAAUAUUGUGAAUAUAUUGAAAAUGCACCAUAUAUUUUAGAAGAAUAUGUACACUUAACGGAUUGUUCUUAUUUAUUUAUGUUAGAAUUAUUAACGUCAUGCAUAAAAGUGUUAUAUAGAAGACCAUCUGAAAUGAAAAUAAUUGUAUCAAGCCUAUUUGAUAAUAUAUUAAAGAAUUAUAAAUACCCAGAACUUACGGAUAAAAUGUAUUUUUAUUAUAAUAUGUUAAAUUAUAAUUAUGAAGAGGCUUUUAAUAUAAUUGCUUGUAAAAAAAAGUUAGUAAAAAACUUUUGCGAAUCAUAUGAAAAUAUAUUAUUAGACAAAUUAUACAAUGAGUUCAACACAUUAUCUGUAUUAUAUAAACAGCCUGUAAAUAAAUUUGUAGAAUAUUCCAAAAUAUGUUUUGGGGGAGUAUAUGAUCCUGAAGAAAAUGAUGAUAAUGGUGGUAAUGGUGAUAAUGAGGACAUUGAUGAUAAUGGUGAUAAUGUUGAUAAUGGGGAUCAUAUGAUUAUACAACCGAAUGACUUAAACAGAUUAAAUGUAAAUGAUAAUAAAGAUCAUAAUAAAAAUCAUAAGUCUGAAAAAAACGACAAUUUUAUUAGCAGUAAUAAUAUUCACACCUCCUUCUCUUACAAAACAUGUAAUAAUUUACUGAGCAUGAAUGAAGAUAUAUUACUAAAUGAUGAUAAUAGGAGUAGUGCAAACUAUAAUAGUACUGUUAGUCAGGAUAUAUAUAGUCAAAAUAAGGAGUCAGAAAAUGUUCCCAUCCAUUAUACUACCAAGAAUUUGAAUCAUAAUAUUAUUACGACCGUAUAUAAUAAAAACAAAAAAAAAAAAUCCUUCAAUAAUGGCAGUAAUAAUAAUAAUGACCAAAGUGAGAAUGAAGGGGGAAAAAAAAAGUCACAUGAUUUAUUUGAUAUCCAUAAUUCUAAUAAUUUUAAAAAGUUAAAAGAAAUUUUAAUCGAUGCAGAUCAUAUUAACCCAGAAUUUUAUCAAGAACAAUGGAAUGUUUUACCAGAACAAAAUAAUGAGAAAAUAUUUUUACGAAAAAAUUACUACAAUUUACAAAUAGAAACUAUUGAUGAGCUAUUAUCGAAAUAUAAUAUUAUUACACUUGCCUCAGGGGAAAUUGAUCAAUGUUUAAAGUUUUACAUGUAUUCUCAAUUUUAUACAAAGCAUUAUAUAUUUAUUGAGCUUAUUUUUAAUAAAGUAGAAAAUUCAAUUAAUUGGAUAUUGAAAUCCCAGUGUAACAAUCUUGACAUUACUGAAAAAUUUACUGACUAUUUUAGAGACAUAUUUUUAGACUUUAUGUAA